Messenger RNA from Anopheles marshallii, 1722 nucleotides. Its product is annotated as major facilitator superfamily domain-containing protein 8-like. The transcript is spliced from 4 exons. Gene Ontology annotation, molecular function: transmembrane transporter activity. The coding region runs from base 1 to 1722 and encodes 573 amino acids. NCBI's taxonomy places the organism in Eukaryota, Metazoa, Arthropoda, Insecta, Diptera, Culicidae. Gene Ontology annotation, cellular component: lysosomal membrane. Gene Ontology annotation, biological process: transmembrane transport. The record is from RefSeq and is a predicted model, not a curated record.
AUGGAGAGAUUAAAGAAGUGUUUGCUCAAAAAACCCUCCAAGAAUGACUUGGACGAUGGGCUGGAAACGGCGACUGAGUACACCGAACGCUGGACGUCGGUGCGCAUUAUUUAUUAUACGAUGUUUCUAAUGUCACUAGGAUUCAGCAUAAUCCUUACGGGAGUGUGGCCAUAUUUAGACAAGCUAGAUCCUCACGCCGGCAAGGAAUUCUUGGGAUGGAUCGUAGGUGCGAACCCUGUCGGACAAAUGAUAUUCAGCCCGCUCGUCGGCUGGUGGGGCAAUCGGUUAGGAUCGAUCCGUCUACCACUGCUGUGCUCGCUAGCGCUGUUUUCCAUCGCCAGUGGCAUCUACGCGUGUCUCGAGCUGUUUCCUACGCAUCAAAAAUAUUGGAUGCUGUACUCGCGUUUCCUCAUCGGGAUCAGCUCGUCAAGUGUGGCUGUCUGUCGUUCGUACCUUUCGGCGGCCACCAAGGUAAAGGAGCGGACCAGCGCGGUAUCGAUGGUAUCGCUCGCACAAACGCUUGGAUUCAUCGUUGGACCGGUGCUGCAAGGAGCCGUCACGAUGUUCGGCGAAGAUGGACUGCCGCUUAUCAAAAACAAAUUACACCUCAAUAUGUACACCGCCACUGGAUGGAUUAACGUCUUUAUGGGCAUCUUGAACUUUUGCCUGUUCUUACCGUUCGUGUUCAAAGAAAAGCGGAUCGCUGCCCGCGAAGCCAUGAUGCAGCAGGGCUUGCAGUCGGAGAAGGAAACGUGGAAAUCGAUGAAACCUGAUUAUUUAUCUGCCUGGACCUUGAUAUGUGCAUUUUUCAUUCUGGUCUUCAACUUCGUAUUCCUCGAAACACUGGCCACGCCGCUCACGAUGGAUAUGUUCGCCUGGACGAAGGGCGAAGCGCUGUACUAUAUGGCCUGGAUUAUGGCUGUCGGGGCGAUAUUGGCGAGUGCCGUUUUUCUCAUGAUUGAUCCAUUAUGCAAGAGGAUUCCGGAGCAGCAGGUUCUGAUAUGGGGUGGCUUUUUCCUCAUGGUGUUAGGGCGCGCCGUCUACAUCCCGAUGAGUGAUAGCCCACCAAAGCUAGCACUAGCGGAAAAUGAAACGCUAACGGCGAUGCGAAUGGAGGACAGCGCGUCGGCGUAUGUUUACGGGUCCAAUUUUACAGACGUACGUUCGAACUUGACCAGAGUGGAUUUUGAUUAUGGUGGACUGAUCACCGCAACGGGCCCGAAUACAACGGAUGACUUGAAGGAUUUGUUAGGCUGUCCUCCAACCCAGGAAUGGUGCAAAACCACGAGAGGGAUGACCAUCAGUCAGUUCCUCAUAGGUUACGCUUUCACGGCUAUCGGGUAUCCAAUAGGGGUUACGCUGAUUACCACUAUCUUUUCCAAAGUUCUUGGACCACGUCCUCAAGGUACCUGGAUGGGCAUAAUGACCGGGUCGGGCUGCCUGUCGCGCGCACUAGGCCCUGUGUUUUUGUCGACCAUCUACACCAAGUACGGUUUGUACUGGACGUUUGGCAGUACGGCGGUCAUGAUGGCGAUUACUAUGCUAUGGUUGUGGCAAAUGAGGCAACGAUUAGUUCCCAUCCCGUACGACGUAAGUUGUAAGGGAGAAGAGCUAGUGGCGGUGAUCGCGAAGCAGGAGCAUACAGCAGAACAAAAAAAGACAGCCGACGAAGCUACUGAUCAGCAGCUUAAUGGAAAUACCAAAGCAACUGGAGACAGCUGA